AGCUACAAACUACUACGAGAUCGAUCAAUACAUACCUCUCUAAAUUCUUAACAUUCCGAUUACAAGGCGUGUUUUCGAUCCCUCGACCGACUGCACGCCACCCACAAAAUGGCCAUGAAGAACAUUGCCUUGGUUGUCCUUGUAGUUGCUGUCUGCAUCAGCGCAGCAAUGGCCGCUGCACCUGUAAAGGGCGCCGCAGCCACCACCGCUGCAGCCACCCCCUCUGCAGCCACCACCGCUGCCACCCCCACCGCUGCAGCUGGCCCUGAAGCUUCUACCCCAGCACCUAGCGGAAGCAACAUGAACGCAGUUGGAUCUCUGGUUGGAGCAACACUCAUGUCCUUCUUGGCCAUUUACUUGCACUAAAUUAUUAAUCAAGUGACAAAAAAAAAAUCGAGAGAAGUACUUGAUCAUCUUUAAUUAGGGCGUGUGCGUGUACUAUAUUCCCCAAUAAAUGAAGCUAUAACGCUACUUACGCAUAUUA
Messenger RNA from Pyrus x bretschneideri (Chinese white pear), 484 nucleotides. RefSeq lists its product as uncharacterized. The record is from RefSeq and is a predicted model, not a curated record. The transcript has a single exon. Lineage: Eukaryota; Viridiplantae; Streptophyta; Magnoliopsida; Rosales; Rosaceae. Bases 109 to 366 code for a protein of 85 amino acids.